Lepidothrix coronata (blue-crowned manakin) is the source of this 1312-nucleotide messenger RNA. It is a transcript of the gene SKAP1, whose product is annotated as src kinase associated phosphoprotein 1. Gene Ontology annotation, cellular component: plasma membrane; cytoplasm. The record is from RefSeq and is a predicted model, not a curated record. NCBI's taxonomy places the organism in Eukaryota, Metazoa, Chordata, Aves, Passeriformes, Pipridae. The transcript is spliced from 13 exons. Gene Ontology annotation, molecular function: protein binding. The coding region runs from base 76 to 1176 and encodes 366 amino acids.
GUCCCUGCCCUCCCCCCCGGGACAGGAGCGGUCGCGGCACGUUUGGCUCCCGUGGGAAGGAGGCUGGGAGGUGUCAUGAUCCCAGAGGAGAUUCAGAGGCUCCUGGAAGAUGCUGAGGAGUACCUGGCAGAAGGGCUGCAGAACGAGAACUUGAGUGCUGAAGCCAGGGAGCAGAGGGAUGCGAUUCUUCUGGGCUUCCAGAGAGUCAAAGCCAGGUACCACUUGGCUUUUGCACCCCGAGGGGAGGAUCAGCAUGAUCCUGGCUUUGGACAGGACAGUUCUGACGAAAAUCAGAGCUGCAGUUUGGCCCCUUCCAUGACAUCCCUCCCAUCAGACCUGCAGGAGGAUGGGCUGGAGGAGAACCCACCAAAGCCCGUCCCGGAUACGGGGAACAUCCUGAAACAAGGAUACCUGGAGAAGAGAUCCCGAGAUCACAGCUUUUUUGGGGCAGAGUGGCACAAGAGGUGGUGUGUCCUCAACAGAAAGACCUUCUACUACUAUGCCAACGAGAAGAGCAAGCAACCAAGAGGCACCUUCUCCAUCGAGCACUACAGUGCCCGGCUGGUUCCCCACCUCCGCAAAGAUUCCCGGAAAAAAUGCUGUUUUGAGUUAACCUGCCCUGGCAAACGCACCUACGAGGUAGACAAUGGCAGAGCCGGGAUCGCCAUUCCCAGUUUCCAAACGACUCCUCCCAACCCCCCCGGGGUGGGAACUCCUGCCGGGGACCUGAGCUCCCUGACCAUCCCGUGCGAGGAGGAGGAGGAGGAGGAGGAGGAGGAAGAGCUCUACAACGACGUGGACAGCUCUGACUCCAUGAACACCUCCCACAACACCACCCUGACCCAGGAGGAGCCCCACCUGGAGCUGGAAGGGGAGGACAUCUACGAGGUCCUGCCAGAUGAGGAGCUGGAUCCGCCCUUCCCGGAGGACAGCGAGGACGGUGGGAGCGGAGAGAGGAAGGGAGAUCCCAAACGAGAUUAUGCCAAUUAUUACCAGGGCCUUUGGGAUUGCAGGGGGGACCACCCCGACGAGCUCUCCUUCCACCGGGGGGACCUCAUCUACAUCCUCAGCAAGGAAUACGACAUGUACGGCUGGUGGGUGGGAGAGCUCAACGACGAGGUCGGGAUCGUGCCCAGGGAUUACCUGGAGGCCGCCUACGAGCUGGAGGAGCGGUGAGGAGGGACAGUGACACCCCAGGCACUCCUCUCUCCCUGGCCGUGCUGAGACACCAGUGACACCAGUUCCCACCAGCAGCCCGCCCUGCCGUGAGCACCCCUGGCACGAAGAGACCCCCGCGGUGCCCGGGGGUGCC